Messenger RNA from Drosophila willistoni, 1019 nucleotides. RefSeq lists its product as uncharacterized. NCBI's taxonomy places the organism in Eukaryota, Metazoa, Arthropoda, Insecta, Diptera, Drosophilidae. The transcript is spliced from 2 exons. The record is from RefSeq and is a predicted model, not a curated record. The annotation marks the transcript as partial.
UCAAAUAGUGAUAAAAGGCAUCAGCAACACAAUUCAGUUAAUAAGCAGCAACACGAUUCAGUGAAAAAGAAACCAGUCACAGCCAGAAGUCUAGGACGCUUCAACAAAGCCAAAAUUACGCACACUUUCAGCAACCACAGAAACCAUAACGUCAAGACGAGGGAAAGUCUACAUAACUUUCAUCAACUGCGUGAAAAACAAGACGAUGAUCAAUCAUCAGUUGAUUAUGAAGCAGAAGAUGAAAACGAGGACAAGCAAAAGCAGCGAUGCCAUAGAAAUGAGAAUGAACAUUUAAUACAUGUACAGAAUUUUUUAAAAUGUUUCGGACCCACUGCCUAUGCGACAACCGCAGCGAGUACAAUACCUUCCCAGGUCCCAGUAGCAGGAACAACGACAACAACAACCUCGGUGACAACACUCAGUACAGAGCUACGUAAUUGGCGUCAGAAUUAUCGCAGUCCUUCAACAUGCACAGCAGCAAUAUCAUCUACAUCUGUGGCAACAACGAGUGCAAUACCUCCAAUUCAAUCACAAAACCACACUCAUUCCUCAAACAAGGAUAAAUUACCUAAAUUUCAGAUAAAUGCAAAAUUUUUACGAAAACCCCGCAAUAAAUUAAUGAAACUGUUGCACACAACAACAACAACAACGACGACAACCACGUCAGUAGCAAGAAAUUCAGAGCAAACUGAAAAGCAGCCACUUAGCGAACAAUUGCAGACUUUCAACGAUGAUUCCAACGCCAAAUUUAAAGACUUUUCAAUCGACUCGUUAUUGAAUAAGUAAUUAAAGCAAGAGCCUCUACAAAUUAAAGAAAGGAAGGAACCAGCAGCAAUUUACAAUGAAUAAGAUGUAGUAGCCUUCCAAUUUCAUAGCCCAAUAUACUUAUGAACCUCAGAAAUCCACAAAACCCACGCGUUCCUAAUUUCCUUCAAGAAAAUCACAAAUACAAACAACAAAAAUUAUACACAUUUAGCCAAUAUCAAAAUAUGUAGAAUUAAUAAACAAAUCGAAUUAAU